GCAGCGGCCCACCGGCCCGUCCCUUGCUCGCUCAUCAGAGCGGGGCUUCUCUCGCGCCUCGGAGGGCGCGGCGGCUGCCCGGCGGGAUGUUUCUGGCGCUGAACGAACUGCUCGGAGUCUCCGUUGAGCAGCCGGAGCGGAGCAAGUUGACUCUGCUUUGCGCCACCAAGACAGAUGCCAGCUUUCUGGUCCACCACUUUCUCUCCUUCUAUUUGAAAGCUGGCUGCAAGGUCUGUUUUCUCGCCGUCGUGCAGUCCUUCAACCAUUACAGCAUUGUGGCUCAAAAGCUGGGAGUUAAUCUCAUUACAGCCAAAGAACAAGAUCAGCUUGUGUUCUUUGAAGGGCUGAAAUCUGCGAACCACGUUUUGUUUGGUGGAGUGCAGGAGACAGAUGAUACCAGUCCUUUCCAAUUUAUCAGUGGAGAUGGCUCAAACCUGAAAGUGCUUUACGAGUUUGUCCAGACAGCCCUGAGUCCUGCUGCUAGUGGAGACCCAUGGAAAUGCCCUGUGCUUAUUGUGGAUGAUCUCAGUGUCUUCCUGAGCCUGGGUGUGAGAUUGAUGGACAUUCUGAAUUUCAUUCAUUAUUGCAGGGUCACCGUGAACUCUCAGUUGAAGGGGAACUUGGUGUUAAUGGUGCACAGCAGUGAAGACUCGGAGGACGAGGAGAACGAACUUUUGGUGAAGUCCCUCCGUCACCAAUGUAAUAGCAUUCUGUGGGCCGAAGGCCUAGCCACUGGCUACUGCAAGGAGGUCCACGGGCAGCUGACGAUCAUCGAACGAAGUCCCUGGGAAUCCAGAGCUGCGAGGGACCUCCAGCGCAUUUACCAGUAUAAGAUCCAGGAUAAGAAUGUCACGUUUUUCGCCAGGGGAAUGUCAGCAGCUGUCCUGUGAUUUGGGGGAGAGGAGAGAGAGAUUUCUGGUGCUCAAGGAAUGCUUCUGAUGGGAGUCAGGGAGCCAGAGAGACCAAGGAGGGUUCGUUCUGUGCUGUCUUCUCAGAGGGAUGUGAUUGGCGUGGUCCUGUGCUGAAUUGUUGGCAGGGGACCUGACAACCCGGAGACAAGAUGGAAACAGAUAGUGAUGCAAUAAAUGACAUUGAUCAAA
Molecule: messenger RNA, 1100 nt
Organism: Python bivittatus (Burmese python)
Lineage: Eukaryota; Metazoa; Chordata; Lepidosauria; Squamata; Pythonidae
Gene: ELP6
Product: elongator acetyltransferase complex subunit 6
Biological process (GO): tRNA wobble uridine modification
Cellular component (GO): elongator holoenzyme complex
Source: RefSeq, a predicted model, not a curated record